AAAAUGCCGCCGUUAGGAAUAAGGAAAUAGGAAAUUGGAAAUUGGAAAACAAAAAGCAUUAUAAGUUUUUAUAGUUUUCAUAAGUUUUCAGUGUUUGUGUUAUUGUAACAACUGAACUGUCAUAAAAUUUGAAAUCAAAAGCAGUGAAGGCAAAAAUUAAAACUGCCAGAUACUAAUUUUAAUAUCUAGACAUGGAAAGGUCCAGGAAAAAAAGAGAUGAAGUGGAACCUAUGGAUGUGGACGAAAAUAGUAACGAUCAGAAUGGAGAAAACGGUGAAAUUGACCACAUAUCUGAUGACGAAGAAGGCGGGAUGCGUAUAGGUGAUAUCUACAUACCGCCGGCGCCAAAACCGGCGUUAACAUUCGACGCUACUGGACCGAGAUUGAUAAUAACUAGCAUAAUCAAUGAAAACUUUAAAAGCUACGCUGGCGUACAAGUUUUGGGUCCAUUUCAUAAGAGUUUUACAGCUGUUAUAGGUCCCAAUGGCAGUGGAAAAAGCAAUGUGAUAGACUCUAUGUUGUUUGUGUUUGGCUACAGAGCUACCAAGAUUCGUUCCAAGAAGAUAUCUGUCCUAUUGCAUUCGUCGAGCAAGUUUCCAAACAUUACACAUGCAUCAGUUGCUGUUCACUUCUGUCAGAUUAUUGAUGGGGAAGGUGAUAAGUUCACAGUAGUACCAAACAGUGAAAUAGUGGUGUCCAGAACAGCUCACAAAGACAACUCGUCAUAUUACACGCUCAAUGGAAAAAGAGUACAGUUUAAGGAGGUCGCCAAAAUGUUGAGAUCACAUGGCAUUGACUUGGAUCACAACAGAUUUCUUAUUUUACAGGGUGAAGUAGAACAAAUAGCCAUGAUGAAACCAAAAGGGUUAACAGAACAUGAGUCUGGUAUGCUGGAGUAUUUAGAGGAUAUUAUUGGCACUUCAAGAUAUAAGGAACCAAUAGAAAAGCUGUCAGUCAAAGUUGAGGAGUACACAGAAAUGCGGAAAGACAAGCUCAACAGAGUCCGGCUGGUUGAACAAGAGAAACAGAAAUUGGAGCAGCCGAUGAGGGAGGCGGUGGAACUCAUGAAUUUGACCAACACCACAUUGAGGACCAGGAAUAUGCUGCUACAGAAGUACAUUCAUGAAACUAACAAAAUUAUCGAAAGCAAGACUAAAGAAAUGGACGAACUAAAGGAGGUAUUGACUAAAAUUGACGAGAAACUGUCCAAAAUCAAAGAGACUUUGCAAGAGAAGACGACAGAAUUAAAGAAUGGCACACAACAAUACGACGAAUUACGUAAACAAAAAGACGAACUGGGCGAAAAGAUCCAGCAGUGUAAGAGAAAAACUGUGACAGCUCAAGCGGAUUUGACUCAAGCCAACAAGAAGAAGAAAAAUCUAGAUCAAUUAUUGGAACAAGAGAAAGGGAAGUUGAUUGAGUUGGAAUUGGUGCCUGAGAAAAAUAAACGUGAAAUUGAAGAUUGCGAGAAACUACUGGAAAAGCACAAGGAAAAUAAAGUGACAGCAGAGGAAGAGCUACAAACUGUUAUGGCUGGAGUGAGGUCAAAGACUCAAGGGCUUCAAGAACAAAAAGAUAGGCUGCAAUCAAAGUUGAUGGAUCUAAAGAAAAUUGUAGACGAAUCAAACAGGAACUAUUCAUUGGCUGAAUCGGAACUCAAAAUAUAUUUGAGCACAGAGACAAAGGAAGCGGAGAAGUAUGAGAAGCUGAAGGAUACAUAUGAAAAUGCUAUUAAGAGUUUGGAAGAGAAGAAUUCGUUACGUGAAGAACUAUCGUCCAAAAUACCCUCUGAAGAGAAAAAAUUGACGGAAAUACAGAAAAAAUUGCUUGCGAUUAAAAGAGAAGACUCAACUGUAUCAACUGAAGCAAGAAGCUUAAGAGGUCAACUGGAAGAGUCGAGGCAGGCGUUAACAGCUAACAGAUCGCGGGGUCGGGUGCUUGACUCUUUGAUGAAAGAAAAGAGGGCUGGAAACUUGCCCGGCAUUUUUGGAAGAUUGGGUGAUCUCGGCGGUAUUGACGCAAAAUACGAUGUAGCCAUAUCAACAUGUUGCGGUGCUUUAGACAACAUUGUGGUGGACACGGUGGACACGGCGCAGGCGUGCGUCGAGUACUUGAAGAGACACGACAUCGGGCGCGCGACGUUCGUAGCGCUGGAGAAACAGCAGCACCUCAUCAGUCGGAUACAGAAUAGGGUUAACUAUCCAGAAAGAGUGCCGCGACUUUUUGAUCUCGUGAAGGUGAAAGACGAGAGGGUGUUGCCAGCGUUCUACUACGCGUUGCGAGAGACUCUGGUGGCGGAAGAUUUGGACCAAGCGUCUAGAAUCGCGUACGGCGCCACCAGAUACAGAGUUGUGACCCUUGACGGGAAAGUCAUUGAAGUUGUUGGCACAAUGUCGGGCGGAGGUAAAACGGUGUCUCGCGGUCGUAUGUCGAGCUCGGUGCAGCAGGACACCAGUGAACACGACCCCGCCGCCAUACAGGCGAGCGAGCGGAGACUCACUUCCCUGGAACAGAGAUUAUCAGAACUCAGAAGCGAACAGGUUAACCUUGAAGAGUCUCUUUCGUCCAUACAAAGAAGUGUCAGAGAAGGCAAAGUUACUUUGCACAAGUUGGACAUUGAGACGAAGAGUUUAACUGAGCAAGUGCCUACUUUAGAAAAUCAAAUAACAAUGCAAGAGAGCAAGGUCGCGUCGAGCAAAGUGGACGCGAGGCAGAAGACAAAGUUGGAAGGUGUGUUGAAAGCCGCCGAAGAGAAACUGGAGAAAGCGAGACAUGACGCCGGCGAAGUAGAGAAAGAAGUCCACGGCGUAGACGCACAGAUAGCUGCGGUGGCGGGGAACAAAGUGAAGGACUUGCAGAAGAAUGUCGAUGACCUCGCAAAGAAGAUUGACAAGAUCUCCACCGAGGUCACUAAACUGAAGGUCGCUAUAAACACUAGCAUAAGGAAUUCAAAGAAGUCCAAAGAUAAAAUAAAUCAAAUGGAAGCAGAUCUAAAGGAAACGGAGAAGAAUAUCGAAUCAUUAAAUAAUCAAAAGAAGCAACUUAGUUUGGACAGUGCACAGUUUCAAAAAGAGUUUGAUGAGUUAGAAGAACGAAUCAACGAAGGCACAAGCGAAUUCAGCGGUCUCAGACAAGAGAUAUCGAAGUUACAGAGCAAAGAGAACAAAAUGAAGAGCGAGCGAUUGGAAGCCAACAACGCUGUCAGUAAAAUGGAAAAGUCCAUCCAGGACUGCGCCUCCAAACCGCCGUUAUGGGAAAAGGAGUUGACUACACUUAAACUGGAAGACCCCGGGUUCGACGGUGUGCCGGGAAUCGAACGGCCGACCCCUCUGGUGCGCCACACGGCCGAGGAGUUGGAGGAGUGCGCGGUGGACGAGAUCAGGAACCGAUUGGCUGCUCAGAAGGCAAGGGUCGGUGACAACAAGCCCAACAUACAGGCUGUCCAGGACUACAGAACAAAAGAGGAGCUCUACAUCAAACGAGCGGCCGAGUUAGACGAGAUCACGACUAAGAGGAAUGAAAUGAGAGCCUUGUACGACCAGCUCAGAAAGAAGAGGACUACAGAUUUUCUUUGCGGUUUCAAUACAAUAACAGCUAAAUUAAAGGAGAUGUACCAGAUGAUAACACUUGGCGGUGACGCGGAGUUGGAACUGGUCGACUCGCUGGAUCCAUUCACAGAGGGAAUCAUUUUUAGUGUUCGGCCACCAAACAAAUCUUGGAAGAACAUAUCAAACCUAUCCGGGGGUGAGAAGACAUUGUCAUCCCUUGCGUUGGUGUUUGCGUUACAUUACUAUAAGCCCACCCCCUUGUAUGUGAUGGACGAAAUCGAUGCUGCUCUAGACUUCAAGAAUGUUUCCAUUGUGGCCAAUUAUAUUAAGGAGCGCACAAAAAAUGCCCAAUUCAUAAUAAUAUCACUCCGGUACAACAUGUUUGAAGUCUCCAAUCGACUCGUGGGCAUUUACAAGACGGAAGAUUGCACCAAAUCCAUCACUAUAGAGAACGAACUUCCCGAAAAGGAUGAAGCUGAUAUUUUGGCGUAGAUUGCGGCUUAAAACUCACUAUAACGCCUCGGACGCCUCGCCUCGACAGUAACUUUUAUGUGAAACUGCAUACUUUAAAGCAGACUAAUAGGAUAUGGAACAGAAACGUUCGCGGAUAAAAGAAAAAUAAAUAAAUCACUCAGAAGAGAAUAUAAUGAUUAUUAUGUAUAGAUAUUCUAUAUAUAACAAUAAGGUGUACAGACACGUUUGUGUGUAUAAAUUAUCAUCUGCUAGUAAAUGGUUGCUAAAGAUUUUAUAAUGGUUUUCGAUGUCACACAUCUUCCUCAAUGUCUCACUUUAUAAUUAAAAAAAAAUCUGUUGUUCUGACGUUCUUUAAACUAGAAUAAGUAAUUAAUUUGAUAAAUAAUUAAUUAGAUAUAUAUUUUACUAACGAAUGCCUCGUGGUUUCAUCUGUAUGGUUUAUACCAAUACUUUAACCAUAUGAAAGCCACAUUUCUAUGGUUAAAGUAUUAGUAUAGGCUCACAUUCGCAUUUAUCUGUAAUAUUAGUUAGAAUUAAAUUUGUUAAUUUACGGCGAUUCAGUUAGCUGUGGUUAUAUUGUGAUGUCAUAACGAAUGUUAAAACUGUAAUUUUUUCUUGUAAUUGUUUAAUGCAUUGAGUACAAAUAAAAAA
Bicyclus anynana (squinting bush brown) is the source of this 4673-nucleotide messenger RNA. RefSeq names its product structural maintenance of chromosomes protein 4 (gene glu). Gene Ontology annotation, molecular function: ATP binding; protein binding; ATP hydrolysis activity. Gene Ontology annotation, cellular component: chromosome. The transcript has 24 exons. The coding region runs from base 192 to 4040 and encodes 1282 amino acids. The record is from RefSeq and is a predicted model, not a curated record. Gene Ontology annotation, biological process: mitotic chromosome condensation. Lineage: Eukaryota; Metazoa; Arthropoda; Insecta; Lepidoptera; Nymphalidae.